CUGGCGCCCGCGCAGAACGCAAGUGCAGGGACUCGACCUGCGCGGGCGCCAGGGCUGCGGGCUCAUCUAUGGGACUUUCCAAAAGUAAACAGAAAGCCAACCAAGGUAACGAGCCAGGACCCGCGGGCCCGUCGCCGCAGAUGCAAAGUGGAUGGACUCCGGACCGUGUACAAGUGACCCCACAGCUGCCAUACCGUGAGGCGGAGAGGAAGGGGACUGCCUAUUCCAAUCCCAAAUCUAAGGAGAAGCCGCUGGAGAGGGCCUCCCCUGAGCCCAGGCAGGCAGAUAGGAAGUCUCAAGACACCACCCCUAGGUCUUCAGAGACCCCCUACCAGAGGAAAGUGACAUCCAGACGCCAAGGGCCUUCUGCUUCCUACGAGGUUGAAGAGAAACCUAGGCCUGCAAAACUGAGCAAGACGAGCGGCUCCAUCCCACAGAUUGUCAUCACAAGCGCCUCCAAUGAGACCCUCAACUCCCCUGAAAUCGAGCCGAAGACCAUCAAGGAGUAUGCCACAUUCGGGCCCCUUGCCCGACACAGGAACCCCAGCACAGUGGAUGCAUACCAUCCUGAAGACUUGGAAUAAACACACGCCUCAGUG
Echinops telfairi (small Madagascar hedgehog) is the source of this 599-nucleotide messenger RNA. It is a transcript of the gene SPATA33, whose product is annotated as spermatogenesis associated 33. Bases 69 to 584 code for a protein of 171 amino acids. The record is from RefSeq and is a predicted model, not a curated record. Gene Ontology annotation, cellular component: cytoplasm; nucleus. NCBI's taxonomy places the organism in Eukaryota, Metazoa, Chordata, Mammalia, Afrosoricida, Tenrecidae. The transcript has 3 exons.